Molecule: messenger RNA, 1866 nt
Organism: Stereum hirsutum FP-91666 SS1
Lineage: Eukaryota; Fungi; Basidiomycota; Agaricomycetes; Russulales; Stereaceae
Exons: 11
Coding region: 1-1866 (621 amino acids)
Molecular function (GO): RNA binding
Source: RefSeq, a predicted model, not a curated record
AUGAGCCGCCAUCAUCCGUACGCGACGCCCUAUGAUGCACCGCCUCGUAGAGGUGAUUUUUCCGGUCCCGGCCCCGACAGAUCACACCGCUAUGAUGGAAGACCCCCGCGAGGAAGAGGAUUUGGUGGACGUGGCAGAGGUCGUGCUUCCUACGGCGGUGGUUAUGAUGCUGGUGGUCACUCGGCAUAUGAUCAAGCGCCUCCCCAGGGAGAGCCGUAUUACGACUCUGGUCCUAGUCAAGACUAUUAUCAGACCGUACCUUAUGGAGCUUCCUCUCAGUACCCACCCGGAGAACACAGUCAAAGCAACUAUGGUUAUGAAGGUCCCGGCUAUGACAACGCACCCGGAAGUCGCCCCCCAAGGCGCGGCCCACGCCGAGAAAGAGACGAUAAAGUGCAUGACUCGAUAAUCGAAGAACGCAUUCAACGCGAGAGGCCCUGCCGCACGCUGUUCAUACGUAACAUCAAGUACGAGACGAACAGCGAUGAGGUCCGAAGACAGUUCGAGGAACAUGGUCAGAUUAAAACCUUCUUUGACCUGAUUGCGAACCGUGGUAUGGUCUUCGUCACAUUCUACGAUUUGCGCGCGGCCGAGAGGGCAAGGGAACGGUUACAAGGAUCCGAAAUUAGUGGUAGACCUAUCGAUGUUCACUACUCGCUGCCCAGAGACGACUCGCAGAAGGGCGGCACACAAAACCAAGAAAUGCAAGGCGCCCUCCUCGUGACCCUCCGCAACUCUCCCUCUGGCCAACCAAUCGAUGAAGGCGAAGUUCGCCGCAAGUUCCAGCAAUUCGGCGAUGUCAAGUCCGUGAGGCCUGCCGGCGACCGUCCGGAUCAAUGCUACGUCGAAUUCUUCGAUAUCAGGUCUGCGGAAGAAGCUUACGGACGGUUACGGCAUCAAAGCCUGCAGGAUGGGACGGUCGAUAUCAUGCUGGCGUGGGAUGAAACCGCGAAUCCUGUUCCUCACAGUGGUGGUGGUGGAGGCCAGGAUUAUGACGAUCGUGGAUUCCGAGGAGGCAGAGGGCGUGGGCGUGGCCGCGGCCGAGGCGGAUACGGUGGUGGUGGCGGCUACGAUGACGAUCGUCGGGGAGGAAGCGACGGUGGUGGUUACUGGGAAGAAGACAGGGACCGGCCUCCUCCGAGGAGAUAUAAAGAGGAGUAUAGAGGAGGAGGGAGGGGAGGCCGUGGAAGCUAUGGCGGCGAUAGAUUCGAUAGUCGCAACGGUGGUGGCUACGGUGGUGGAGACGGCUAUGGUCCUCCGCCCGGUCCUGGUGGACCAUACGGUGGGCCUCCUCCUAUGGCUCCGCCGCCCGUCGAUGAACGUCUUGACCAAGCACGAAAAGUCCAACAACUCCUUGCAGCCCUGAAACAACCCCAAGGAGGUCCAGGAGGACCUCCCUCAUCUGGACCACCCCACGGAGGACCUCCAGGCCCAGGCUACUACUCAACACCUCCCAACUCUGCCGGACCAGGCGGCAUGCCACCUUACGGCUCUGGUCCACCUCCCGUACCGGGAGGCUACCCAUCUAUGCUCCCUGGUCCUGGUCAUCCCCCCUCGAAUGGAGCAACACCCUUACCCGGUGGCCCUCCCAACUCGCAAGCCCUCUCCGGCCUGCCUCCUAACCUCCUGGCGUUAUUGCAGAACGCUCAAGCAGCCCAACACCCAGGGUCUUCGGGUCCAUCGCAUGCACAGGGUAUGCCACCUCCGCCUUCUUCUAUGGGUGGAGGACCGCCUGGGCCGGGAGGGUAUGGGAUGCCGCCGCCAGGUGGAGGGCCUGGUGAUUUAUUGGAGGUUGUCGGUAUCGGAUGGGUGCUAAUCUCGAGUCUCGUAGAAUGCUGCGAAGAGGAACUGAAGGUGGUUAUAUGA